Molecule: messenger RNA, 2332 nt
Organism: Anguilla anguilla (European eel)
Lineage: Eukaryota; Metazoa; Chordata; Actinopteri; Anguilliformes; Anguillidae
Product: LETM1 domain-containing protein LETM2, mitochondrial-like
Exons: 11
Coding region: 401-1945 (514 amino acids)
Biological process (GO): intracellular monoatomic cation homeostasis
Cellular component (GO): mitochondrial inner membrane
Molecular function (GO): ribosome binding
Source: RefSeq, a predicted model, not a curated record
UAGCGUCAGUCAAGUUUGUGUGGCGUACGACAACAACCUUCGGAAGGAAUAGUACUCUGUGCUUAACGGCUUCGUCUGAAAGGCUAAUAAACAGCAAAUCCGUUGUAAAUAGUCGUACAUUUAUCUACUUUAACCGUUAUAACUAAACCUGUUUUAAUGGCCAGUCGAUCGCUUUGAAUGGAUUACAAUUUUUUCGACGGAAACAGUCCCGCAUUGCCGCUGACAGCGCUGUGUGCGCGUCCGAAUAGGAAAUUUGACUCCGAGCUUCGGGAGGAGUUAUUGCAAAACCAAGCUCCAUCUUUCAGGCAGUCAUCCGAUCUGUCAGCCGAGUCGAAUGGUCGCCCUGUAGCAGUGGAAAAUUUUUGGAACACGGACAUUUCCAAGAAGGAAGGCACAGACCAUGGCAGUAUUCAGUUCACAAGUGCUGCUUGCCGUGGCGAGAUCAAGGGGAUCCUACUUGCUCUCCAAGGGCCAUAGCUGUGCCUCCAUCCCGCCGACGGCCUGCGUGCGCUACCACCUGGAGCGCUCGCGGCGCGCGGCGCUGACCGCGCGGGUGCCGCGGUGGACGCCCCACCACUGCGCUCAGAUCCGCGUCCGGCCCGGCUGCGUCCCGGCCCGCGCCCUCCACAGCUCCUGCCCCUGGCUCCAGGAGGCCCAGGAGGCCAAGGAGGCCAAGCAGAGCAAGGAGAAGGCCGCGGAGGAUGACUCCCCGAAUAGGGACCCGGUCUCGGCCGGCCCCGCCCCUUCGCCGGCCGCAGACUCUGCCUCGGCCCCGGUCCCGUCCCCGGCCCCGCCCCUUGCCGCCGCGGCCGCUGCCCCCAAGGCGCCGGAGAAGGCGGUGCUCAGGAAGACCCUCAGGCAGAAGGUGCUGGAGGAGCUGAAGCACUACUACGACGGCUUCCGCCUGCUGGGGAUCGACACCAGCAUCGCCGGCCGGACGGUGUGGAGGCUCCUACACGGGCAGCAGCUCACCAGGAGGGAGCGGAGGAGGCUGAUGCGGACGUGCGCAGACCUGUUCCGGCUGGUCCCCUUCACGGUCUUCAUUAUCGUGCCCUUCAUGGAGUUCCUCCUGCCCGUCUUCCUCAAGCUGUUCCCCGAGAUGCUGCCCUCCACCUUCGAGACGGAGUCCAAAAAGGAGGAAAAGCAGAAGAAGGGGCUGGCCGCCAAGCUGGAGCUGGCCAAGUUCCUGCAGGAGACCAUCGCCGAGAUGGCCCGGAGGAACAAGGCCCAGACUGGGGAGACGCAGAAGUUCUCUACCUACGUGCAGAAGGUGCGCCACACAGGGGAGCAGCCCACCACCAAGGACAUUGUGCAGUUCUCCAAGCUGUUUGAGGACGAGCUGACGCUGGAGCACCUGGAGCGCCCCCAGCUGGUGGCUCUGUGCAAGCUGCUGGAGCUGCAGCCAAUCGGCACCAACAACCUUCUGAGGUUCCAGCUGCUGCUGCAGCUUCGCACCAUCAAGGCUGAUGAUGAGAUGAUAGCCACGGAGGGCGUGGCUGCCAUGAGCGUGUCGGAGCUGCAGGCGGCCUGCAGGAGCCGGGGCAUGAGGUCACUGGGCCUGACCACAGAGCAGCUCCACCAGCAGCUGCAGCAGUGGCUGGACCUGCAUUUGAAAGAGAACGUGCCCCCCUCUCUGCUGCUGCUGUCCCGAGCCAUGUACCUGACUGACCUCACUCCCAAACCGCCCGUCAUACCCCCAGUGCCAAAGUUGGAGAAAGCGCCCUCCCCGCCGGCCGCAAGCGAGCCCCCCGUGCAGGAGAAGCCCAUGCUGGCGUCCCAGGACCUGCUGAAGGACCCCGCCCCCAUCAUCAAAGAGCGGAAGGGUGAAGAACUCCUGGAUAAGGCCUUCAUUUCAGAGAUGCCAUCGACCGAAGCACAGAUCAUUCACGCGAAAAACGCGCAGAUGGUCCACGCGCCCAAGAAGAUGUCUGCCAACGGCAUGUGAGGGACCGCCCCGGGGCAGGACCGCCCCGUCCCGUCGCACCGAGAGGAGACGAGGGCGGGGGCACACCCUUCAUUAACCGAACCUGUUCAAGCUGCUAGAGGGAGAGAGAGAGAGAGAGGGAGAGUGAGAGUGAGAGAGACGCCCUUGGACGAGUUCUCCGGGUUCUCACCAAUGGGCUGACUAACCUUGACCCCGCCCCCUUCCCUGGAGGAGGGCGUUUCCCAGGAAACCAGAGGCUGGGAGGGCGGGGAGAAAGCCGCUCCGGUCUCCAAAUUGUCCACGACUGAUUCGGUCCUGCCAGACUCAGUGAGUGAAGCCGACGAACGCUUUGGGUGCGAGGUGCAUUUCCAUUUCCCGCCUCCAGCUCAACUUUACAAAAAAAAAAAA